UCCUUCCACAUCCCUUUAUCCCCAGAACCUGCACAUUGCACCAUGCACAACACACCCACGUUUGGACCGAUGGGCCUUUAGCUCCUCAAGGGAGGCGCCGUGUGGCUGGAGACACACCGAGCCCUCUCCACAGGGAGAAAACGGGAAAAGGCAUAGAGACAGAAAGGCGCCAGGCGACCCAGAGCCUUGAGGGGGACGGUCAGCCCAGGAGCCGAGGAGCGACCAUCGAGACGCACCUCUGAGACCUCCGAACGUCCUAGAGAGGAGACGGAAGGAGACUUCUCCGUGCGCACCUGUCCGACGGUGUCCGCCCCUCACUUCCUGUCCGCCGAACGCUUGGAGGACCCGGGCGCAGGUUCGGGGCCAAAGGGCAGCGGAUCAGCUGUUGAAGCCAGGUCGGCGGGCUUCGGCCGCAGCCAUCAGCGGUUCGGCUGUGGGACGAGGUACUGCGGGUGGCCACGCGGAUGAGCCGCGCCGCUGUAGGCUCAGGCUCAUUUGUGCUGUCAUCCUCAGUCUUCAGGAGGGAGUAUGAAGAUGCUUAAAGAGUGUCCAGGGAUGGCGGAAGAUCCUCAGCAUCAAAUGGGUGUUCCUGUGGUGAAACUGGAGAAAGAGUUGCUGUGGGGCAGGGGGCGGGAAGACUCCAGUCCUGAGACUUUCCGUCUGAGGUUUCGGCAGUUCCGUUAUCAGGAAGCAGCAGGUCCCCAGGAAGCCCUGAGGGAGCUCCAAGAGCUCUGUCGCCAGUGGCUUCGGCCUGAGCUGCACACCAAGGAGCAGAUCCUGGAGCUGCUAGUGCUAGAGCAGUUCCUGACCAUCCUCCCCCGGGAGUUCUAUGCCUGGAUCCGAGAGCACAGCCCAGAGAGCGGCAAGGCCCUGGUGGAGGACUUGACUGACAGCACAGUUGAUGCCAAGGCGGUUCCAUGCCACGUGCAAGGAGAGCAGCAGGAGACAGUCAUUGGCAGAGGUGCUUGGGAGCCAGGUGUUCACCUGGGGCCAGUGGAAGUCAAGCCUGAGUGGGGGAUGCCCUCUGGAGAAGGAGUUCAAGGCCUAGACCAGAGCACCGAAGAGCAGCUUCGUCAGGAUCCUGGAGGUGGGACGCAGGCCUUCCAGGAACAGGAAACCACCAGGAGCUAUGCAGCUGACAAGUGGAAAUAUUUACUAAGUGCACAAACUACAGCGCUGCCGAUUCUGCAGGUGGGUCCCAGCCUUCCCCCAGUGGGCACCAGACACCAAGUGAUGGGAGCUGGAUUCCUUGCAGUGGGGUCACAGGGGAUGGCGCCCUUUAAAGACAUGGCCUUGGCUUUCCCUGAGGAGGAGUGGAGGCACGUGACCCCAGCCCACAUUGACUGCUUUGGGGAAUACGUGGAACCGCAGGACUGUGGGAUUUCUCCAGGUGUUGGGAACAAGGAAAAGGAGGCAAAAUUACAGCAGGAAGACCUUAAAGGGGCGUUUGCUGGGCUGACUUCAGAGAGAUUUGGAGAAACAGCUGUCCAGGGGCCUGGCCUGGGACAGUCCUGUGACCAGGAGCCCAGGGGCUCUGGGAGUGGUCUGCCAGUGCUUCCUGCUUCCCAGCAUAGUGUCCCCGUGCCUGAUGACCUCAAAACCCACAGCUCCUUCUGGAAACCUUUCCAGUGCCCCGAAUGUGGCAAAGGCUUUAGCCGGAGCUCCAAUCUUGUCAGACACCAGCGAACUCACGAGGAGGAGAAGUCCUAUGGCUGCAUGGAGUGUGGAAAGGGCUUCACCCUAAGGGAGUACCUCAUGAAGCAUCAGAGGACCCACCUGGGAAAGAGGCCCUUUGUGUGUAAUGAGUGCUGGAAGACCUUUAGCCAGAGACACCACCUGGAGGUCCACCAGCGGAGCCACACGGGGGAAAAGCCCUACAAGUGUGGGGACUGCUGGAAGAGUUUCAGCCGCAGGCAGCACCUGCAGGUGCACCGGAGGACACACACUGGUGAGAAGCCCUACACAUGUGAGUGCGGCAAGAGCUUCAGCAGGAAUGCCAACCUGGCCGUGCAUCGGCGUGCCCACACUGGCGAGAAGCCGUAUGGGUGCCAGGUGUGCGGGAAGUGCUUCAGCAAGGGGGAGCGGCUGGUUCGGCACCAGAGGAUCCACACGGGUGAGAAGCCCUACCACUGCUUGGCCUGUGGGCGCAGCUUCAACCAGAGGUCCAUCCUCAACCGGCAUCAGAAGACCCAGCAUCGCCAGGAGCCCCCACUGCAGUGAAGGCACCCUGUGGAGGACAGCCCCUCCACAAAAGUGUCUUUCAUCUUAGGGAAGUGCUGGGGGUGUGCAGUGAUGGCUGUGGAAAGGCAGGCUGGCCCACUUUCUUUCCUUGUGCUAACAAACACAGGAAGAGAGCAAGGCCUGCUUUAUCCAGGGCUUUCAGAGGGCGCAGCUGCCCAUGCCUCCUGCCCUUAACCAUUUUUUGGUGAAACAGCAUCCUGAGCUUCAGGUCAGGCUGGGGGUUUUUCACCAUCAGUGGGGUGUUCAGAUCUACCUCUUAAACAAGUCCAGUAGUAAGGGCAAAAUUUUGUCACAAGUUGGCAGCUCCAAAGCUUGUUUUUCUGAGAGUUCCAUCCUGCCUGCAAGAUCAUUAGCUCAGGCCCCCCCCGCCCCCUGGCAUGCACCCAUUUUCCUCUUGUGCUCCUGGCACUGAGAAUACCAUGGUGAGUAAGACAGAUAAGACCUUGUUGUCAUGGAUCUUGGGGUAUAGGAGGAACCACAGACCUGAAGCAAUCAGUAACCCCAAAUAUUCCAGAGUGUGUUUAUGUUGUGGUCAGUGCCACUGGAGAAAAUCUUGUCAUGUGCUCUCAUUCUGCCAGCCUGCUUCCAUGCUAGAUCUCACCACCACUCUGUCCCACUUGGGGUCUUUUCUCAUGCAGCCUUGUUUAUUUUGCUUUAUUUGUAGCCUCCUUUAUCUCUGACUGUAUCAUUCCACCCUCAGGUGUAAUAUUUCCCCAUUCCAUUAUUCCUUGUACUAUAACAACUGUUAACACAUCAACCAUUAGGAAAUUAAUAUUUUGCUAUAGUCACUGAAUAAACACAAGAAUAUUUUUAAAGAAAUCUUCAA
Messenger RNA from Heterocephalus glaber (naked mole-rat), 3067 nucleotides. It is a transcript of the gene Zscan25, whose product is annotated as zinc finger and SCAN domain containing 25. Gene Ontology annotation, biological process: regulation of transcription by RNA polymerase II. Gene Ontology annotation, cellular component: nucleus. Lineage: Eukaryota; Metazoa; Chordata; Mammalia; Rodentia; Bathyergidae. Gene Ontology annotation, molecular function: DNA-binding transcription activator activity, RNA polymerase II-specific; RNA polymerase II cis-regulatory region sequence-specific DNA binding. The record is from RefSeq and is a predicted model, not a curated record.